This is a messenger RNA of Cladophialophora carrionii CBS 160.54, 2469 nucleotides long. RefSeq lists its product as uncharacterized. The transcript has a single exon. The record is from RefSeq and is a predicted model, not a curated record. NCBI's taxonomy places the organism in Eukaryota, Fungi, Ascomycota, Eurotiomycetes, Chaetothyriales, Herpotrichiellaceae. The coding region runs from base 1 to 2469 and encodes 822 amino acids.
AUGUCCCAAGGCAUGACCACAACCGCGACAGUCACAGACAUCGCGGCCUUGCCCAAGAGCAAGCAGUCUCGUCCACAAAACAAGAUACUUGCUCAAUUAGAUGAGCAAUUACACCAGCUGAGCGUCACUACCCUUCCGCCAUACCCGUACCUUCUCUCGGUCCCAUCGGACGUACCCUACCGCCAUAGCUCGCGCUUUGUCAACACCUGGUAUGAAGGCACGCCUUUCGAUCGCUCCGAAGAACAGUUACAGUAUCUUAGCUUCCUUCCGCAUCAGGGUGAACACGAGUCUCUACUGAAGGUUGAGGGCGGCUGGGCAGACGACCGCGGUAACCCGAUCGAAGAGGAAGAACUUUCACCAAAGGCGCUUCCAGUAAGCGGUCGGCAUACUCCCGCUGAACUGGGCGCACGAAAGAAGAUCAGCUUGCAGGAUUACAAGACGAAAGCCAAGACCUCGCCAGAUUCUACACCAAGAUCUCAGCCUCUAAAGGCUGCCGAGAAGCCUGCGCCGCAGCCAGCAGAACCGAAGACGGAGGGCUGGGACGGUCUACUGCCACCGCCAGAUAAGAAGAAGGAGGAACAAGCCGUGCCAUCGGGGACGAACGGAGUCAAAGAAAUACCGCUAAAGGUCUCCCAAAUGGAUGCUACCAACUCACCUAAGAUCGAGGCAAAGCCCUACCAGAGCGACUCACUUAACCCAGCCAAGCGAAGAAAGCUUUCUCCGCCCCCUGAGGAAUCCAACAAUGUCAAGAAAGGGCCCAAGGUCGAAUCCGAGUCGUCCUCUGUGAAAAUGCCGAGGUUGCUCUCACCCACCCUGCCGUCGCCUGAGAAAGCGAAGGAGAGGGAGACACGACUACCGCAACUUUUGUCUCCUCUCCUACCGCCGUCGCUGGCUAAGGAACUGUCCACGCCUUCAAGCACCAUAUCAGUUGGUAGCCCCGCCACUACGCCGCACAAGCGCUCAGAUCCUGUACGUUCGAUUCUGGCUGCCGCCGAUCUCGACAACGGCCAGGUUGGGGAUAGGAACGGACUGACCCCGGCCGGCAGCAGAGUGCGUUCAGAUAGUCAGCAUUCGGCCAAGAGUAGCGCACCGGGUACUCCAAAUCCUGCUAAGGUCGCUCUGGGCGCAAAACUUCUGGGUAAGAACGGUGUCAAGGGUGCACCGCCACUUCACAAUGGAGUUACCCGCAGCCCGGGGCCCCGACAGAGGCACACUAUCAUCCUCAAAUAUGGCAAAAAGAAUCGCAAGAGGGUAGAAGCGCUACUCAAAUUUGCAGCUCGGCCAAAGAAGGAUUUGAUACGGCGUGAAGCAACGGACCGGCGCGGCACUCCAGAGGUCUAUCCGAGAAAGGAUGUGACCAAGGAGUCAUCGGUGCAAUCUUCUAGAGACGUUAAGCCGAAGGGUUUGGCUGUUGACGACAUCAAGCCGGAGAAAGAGAAGAAGAGAAAGGCAGAAGACAGCCCUGGCCCAUCGCUAAAGAAGGUCAAGGCAGUCGAAGCUGAGAAGCGCCCGACCACACCUGUGCCGCCUGCUGGCAAGACACCACUGGCGAAUCAACCGCGGUCAACUUUCUCUACGCCUAAGAAGGAAUUCAAAUCCACUGCCAUGAGGCGAGUUGAGUCGACUGAUGGUGUGGAUGCUCCAACCCCAACUGGAGACAAGAUGAGGGUCUCAACACCACAGGCCGCACUCAAGCCGUCCCCUCAACCUCCAGGCAGUACCACCUCCUCCCGACAAGAAGACCGCCACCAAUGGUUCAAUCUACAUGAAAAGUAUUUCGCACUGGGCCGCAAAGUCAAAAAUGAGGGAACGGCUAUACAACCUCACCUUGAAACCCCCAAAGCUAUACUACUGCUGAUCGAUGCCCUAUUAUGCUUCAUGAUCAACAUCGGCUCGAUGUCAUAUGCGCGGCCCAACGUCGAUCCAGGCUGGAGAAACAUUCUGGCGUAUCAUGUUUUCGUGUGGCGUGCGUCGAGGAAGUUUCCACAUCUUCAUGCUCUGGUGGUACAACUGGGAGCAGUCUGUCGGCAACUCGUGCACAAGUACGACAUGGACAAACUGGCGCGGGAUCCCUUACCGGAGGACUAUUGCAAUUCCGCACCUACACCUGGGAGCGACGGCGUCACGAAGACAAAUGAGGACGGAGAAAAAUACAAGAAGGGAUAUGUGGAGUUCAAAGACCAGCUUAUCACAAACGCUCGAGAGUUACAGACGGCCUGGCUGGAUGGUUCGCGCCUUCUGUCGCUCGACCUUUUGGAACGCGAGUACCCGAAGACAUGGUCGAAGCGGUCGAAAGACUCGAGUACGAGACUCCAGGAGAAGCCCACGCCUUCUAGGAUUCCGAAUGACUUCUACCUGCCAUUGGACGCCAGUACCACGUCGUUCGAGGCUAUCAGGUUCGGCAUGGUAUUUCUCGAGGAGUGGGCGGAGAAGGAGAAGGUCGAUUGGAAGACCAGAAUUGAUUUAUGA